ACCUCCAGGUCAUGCUGUCGCCGGGCUCGGUGCUCCGGGCGCUUCUCACCGCUGGAGGUCGUACAAGUAUCGCUUUGUCCCCUGGGUGGCGCUCAACCUGGCUCGAACCGCAGGACGCUGCGCCAUGUCACCUCCGGCGGCCGGGAUAAGGUGGCGGCUGUCGCCGAGGUCUGCUCCUCGCUGGUCGCGUUCUUCCAGGCGCUGUUCACAUCUGAUAUCGGCACCAGAGGGAGCUGCUGGACCUGCUGCCCGCAAGCACCCGCGCCAUGUACCCUGCGCCAGACGCCAGCGAGCAGGCGGUUGACGUCAUGUACAAGUGUCUGGGGUUCUCCAUCGAUCGGCGCCUGAGUUCUCUGGACGCUGCCCGGGACCGGGGUGUUUGUCUCCAAAGGGUGGUGCCUAAAGGAGCCUUAGUGUCAAUGUAUCCCGGAGCCGUCUACCAGUGUCAUGAGCCCAUCUUUUUUCAGUCGAUCGGGAAUCCGUUUAUCUUCCGGUGCCUCGAUGGAAUUCUCAUUGAUGGCAACGACAGAGGAAUCUCCAAAUCUGUGUACAGGUCGUGCAGCGGAAGAGAUCGGCUUGGACCCCUGGAGAUGUGUGACUGCACCUGGCUGACCAGCGCACCCCGAAAUACGCUCGCCGUGGGGCAGUACGUUAAUAACUGCUCUAACGAGCGUGCAGCCAAUGUCUGCUAUCAGGAGUUUGACGUCCCGCCGUCUUUCCCCGUCGAGCUGCGGCAGUAUCCCAAUAUCCGCUACUCCCAUGAGGUGGACGGGCCGCUGCGCUGUGUGGUUCUCGUCGCGCUUAGAGACAUUCGCUGCGGUGAAGAGCUUUUCUCCAACUACUUUACGCUUGUCGAGUAAGAGCACGUCACAGGGCGGACGCCGCGGAAAAGCUUCAAAACUGUACAAAAAUUCAGUGGGUUUUGGAUCCAAAAAAGGAAGAUCGGAGUUGACUGAAGAGCACUGGGAAAAUUUUUACAUGCUUAAGAACACGCAGGAUAA
This is a messenger RNA of Bufo bufo (common toad), 1001 nucleotides long. RefSeq names its product SET domain containing 9 (gene SETD9). Gene Ontology annotation, molecular function: protein binding. The record is from RefSeq and is a predicted model, not a curated record. Lineage: Eukaryota; Metazoa; Chordata; Amphibia; Anura; Bufonidae.